UGUCCCCCCUCUGGCCAGAGCCCCGCAGCCCCUUCCUGGGGCCGGCAGGGCGCCGUGGGCAGAGCCGCUGCCUGAUCAGCGCCGGGCGCGUGGCUUCUUUGUGUACAGCGGCUCCCGAAGGCGGAGGCGAGCCCUGGGGCUCGGCACCGAGCUUCCUCAAACCCUAGCAGCCCCUCCUGCCUCGCCUCUCCUCGCCGCCCCGGCAGAGAGAGACACCCACCUGGGCUGCUCCACCUCCUCCCUCUCCCGUGCUUACCUGCACUGUCCCACCGCCUUUCUUCUCUCUCCUCCCCCGGUGCCUUCCCCGGGCUGCCCCCCUUGCCUCGAAGGAAGAUUCGGCUCCCUCGCUAGCUCCAGCAACUUGGUCCUUUCCCUGAAGCAGAGAGCCAGGGAAGGGAACGGAAGGUGGAUCUGUUAUAACCUCCCAGCGCUUUGCUCGAAGUGCACUUCUUGGACCAAAACCACCCCCAGCAUGGAUGUAAGAUUUUACCCAGCUGCAGCUGGGAGCUCUCUUCCCGGAGACCCUUCCAAUCUGGACUUUGCCCAGUGUUUGGGUUACUACAGCUACAACAAGUUUGGAAACAAUAACAACUACAUGAACAUGACGGAGGCAAAUAAUGCAUUUCUUUCUGCAAAUGAGCAGACAUUCCAUACUCCAAGCCUUGGAGAUGAAGAGUUUGAGAUCCCACCAAUUACGCCCCCUCCUGAGUCAGACCCCACGCUGGGAAUGGCAGAUAUACUGUUGCCCUUUCAGGGUCUAGGCGACCAGCUGCCUGGACAAGGAAAUGAAUUUACACCCCAGUUUCCUCCACAGAGCUUGGAUCUUCCUUCUAUUACAAUAUCACGAAAUCUUGUGGAGCAAGAUGGUGUAAUCCACAGCAAUGGAUUGCAUAUGAUCUGCUUAUGGAAGAGACCCUCUGAUUGGAUCACUUCUUCUCCACUGGACCCCCUCACCCCCCAGGAUCAUAGCCACUCACAAGUUUCACAGUAUCGCCAGGAUCAUUCUUUGAUUAUGAGAUCGAUUGUUCAUAUGACUGAUGCUGCUCGUUCAGGAAUUAUGCCUCCUAGUCAGUUAACCACCAUUAACCAGUCUCAGCUAAGUGCACAGCUGGGACUAAAUUUAGGAGGCACUAGCUUGCCACAUACUUCUCCUUCACCUCCUGCAAGUAAAUCAGCAACUCCUUCCCCAUCCAGCUCUAUAAAUGAAGAGGAUGCAGAUGAAUCAAACAGAGCUACUGGAGAAAAAAGAGCUGCUCCGGAUUCUGGCAAGAAGCCCAAGACUCCAAAGAAGAAGAAAAAGAAAGAUCCCAAUGAACCACAAAAGCCAGUGUCAGCAUAUGCUCUAUUCUUCAGGGACACACAGGCUGCAAUUAAAGGGCAGAACCCUAAUGCUACAUUUGGAGAGGUUUCAAAAAUAGUAGCAUCUAUGUGGGACAGUUUAGGAGAAGAACAAAAACAGGUAUAUAAAAGGAAAACAGAAGCUGCCAAAAAAGAAUACCUAAAGGCACUUGCUGCCUAUAGAGCUAGUCUUGUUUCUAAGGCGGCUGCAGAAUCAGCUGAAGCCCAGACAAUACGGUCUGUUCAGCAAACGUUAGCGUCCACUAAUUUGUCAUCCUCCCUUCUGCUGAAUACUCCUCUCUCUCAACAUGCAACAGUGUCUGCAUCUCCUCAGACUCUCCAACAGUCCCUUCCCAGGGCAAUUGCUCCAAAACCUUUAACCAUGAGACUGCCAAUGAAUCAGAUUGUAGCUUCUGUUACCAUUGCACCAAACAUGCCAGCAAACAUUGCAGCCCCAUUGAUAAGCUCUAUGGGAACAAAUAUGGUCGCAACACCAUCUUCAUCGCAAGUAAGCCCUUCAAUGCAAACCCAACAGCAUCAGAUGCAACAGCUACAGCAGCAACAGAUGCAGCAAAUGCAGCAGCAGCAACUACAUCAGCAUCAAAUGCAUCAGCAAAUCCAACAACAAAUGCAACAGCAGCAUUUUCAGCACCACAUGCAGCAACAUUUGCAGCAGCAGCAGCAUCUUCACCAGCAACUUAAUCAGCAGCAAAUACAACAGCAGCUACAACAGAUACAGAUUCAGCAAAUGCAGCAGCAGCAAAUGCAACACAUGCAACACCAGUCCCAGCCUUCUCCUCAGCAGCAUUCCCCUGUAGCCUCACAGAUGACCUCACCCAUCCCUGCCAUUGGGAGCCCUCAGCCAGCAUCUCAGCAGCACCAGUCACAAACACAGACUCAAGUAUUAUCGCAGGUUAGUAUUUUCUGAAGAUAAAUGUUCUUGCAACAUUGUUUUGCAUUUAUCAAGGGGGUAGGGGUAAACCAUAUUUGGCUGAAAACUGUAAAUUGUUGAUGGUAGUUAUGCAGAGAUGCAUAACAGAUCAAACGAUCCUCUAAAGUGUCUAUUAGAUAGGCAAUAAAGAACUACAAUGUAGCUGUGUAUCAUCUUUUAGCUGACUAUAAAUCGUUUUGUUAAAAAAAAAUUAAAAAAAUAAAAGCUGGGCUCCUUUUCAUGUGAUGGCCUUUUUAAUUUAUUUAAGCUUUACCUACAAUAUGUGAAUCAAAUGGCCUAAUAAAUACUUGGAUGUUAUGACUGCAAAAUGGCCUUUCGGAGUUAUAUAAUGUAACCUUUCUUUCUCUAAAAGUGAGUAAUGCACUUCAAGGCAGUUUAAACUCAUGAAACUCUUAAAAGCACAGUUGUAACAACCUGUAAAAUAAUGAUUGGAUUUCAUACAAUCAUACUUGUAUGACAUGAGUAGUUGAUGGCAUUUUUUUGUCAUGAAAAUAAUGUAAAUCAGAUUUUUGCCAAAGCUCUUAUUUUUUUUUCUUUCCUACACGUCUUCAGAAAAACAAACGCAAGUGACUAAACUUAAAUGGUUGACCCGUCCUUUCACUUUGAUUUCUCCAAAUAAACCUACCAUACUUUGUAACAAAAUAUAUAUCAACCGUUACCCUAUUAUGUUAAUUCCAGUUACAAAACAAAUGUGAAUAUUAUAUUCUGUGUUUAAGUGAUGAGUUUCAGAUUUAAUACACUGUAUUUUUAAAAGGGAAAUGCACUUAAAUAAAACUGUUAUUACAAAAACUGAGAUUAAAAAAUGCAAGAGGUUUUAAUAUGCUGUAAUACCAGUAGAAUAUAUAAAAGAAGCUCCACAUCUGAAUAAUCAAUGUAAAUAUUUUCUUUAAAAGUUGUAAGUUUUCAUAUCAUGUGUUGUAAAGUUUUCAUAAAUGAGGCUUUAAUGUAAACACUGGUAACAUGAACUAUUAAUUGCUACAUUGCUUAUUGUGUUUUUAAGCUGUUUUA
Messenger RNA from Mauremys mutica (yellowpond turtle), 3298 nucleotides. It is a transcript of the gene TOX3, whose product is annotated as TOX high mobility group box family member 3. The record is from RefSeq and is a predicted model, not a curated record. Gene Ontology annotation, molecular function: chromatin DNA binding. Gene Ontology annotation, biological process: regulation of transcription by RNA polymerase II. The transcript has 8 exons. Gene Ontology annotation, cellular component: nucleus. Lineage: Eukaryota; Metazoa; Chordata; Testudines; Geoemydidae. The coding region runs from base 473 to 2266 and encodes 597 amino acids.